AUGCAGCUCAUCGCUCAGUCAGAAUGGAUGCAGGACCAGAAGCAAGCCGAGGUGAUGAGCCCCGGCAAGAGCUUUGAGUGGAGCGCGAUUCCCUUUGAUGCGAAUGGGCGCUCGUCUAGUCGAGAUGCUCUUGGGAUCGAUUCCGUGUAUCUCAUGACCCUUCCGACUUCUGGAGCACCUGCUGGCUCCCUCACAUGUUUUGUGGACGUCCUUCGGCCACAGCCUAAUACUCUACGGCUUCUCGAUCGUUGUUAUAUCACGCCUCAAUCCAAACGAGCAUGGAACAAACACACACUGCCUAUUGAUCUAACUUCUGAAACAAUUCAAAGCAGUCUGAGCCGUCGUUUCAAAGACAGGGUGGGGGGCAUAUACACCUUUGGCCAGAUCAACGGUCGUCUUGAGCUCAUCUACGCCCCUGCGUUCGACUUCUGGAAUUCCAAAAAUCCGCCAGCACCCGCCAGGUUGGUAGUACCAGAUAACGCCACAUCUAUUGCAACCGCUAUAAACACUGCUGGUGAUAGCCAUCUGUUGUUCCAGCACCAGAAGGAUGGCUCUUCAGGAACGCGGAUCGUCACUACCGAUUUGGUUGCUCAGGUCACCCAGUUGACUGCCGAGUUCAUUAAUGGGACAACUGCUCUGAAAGCUGGCAACAAUACCCUCUUUACGCAUGUCACCGGUCAGCAAAUGGCACAGAUCACCCAAGACCCUGUUACGCGUGAUUGGGCGUCGGGGUCCAUCCCCCUCCCCGCAACAGAUGUGAACGAUAUCCUUGAGAUCAGUUCCUUCACUACGCGUCUAAGUGUGUUGGAUGACUCUGGCGCCGCCGUGGCAAAGACAGAUAUUCUUCUAACGGCCACAAGCCCUGACAUGUCAGCAAUCUCGUACAAAGCCACCAUUUCGAAUCAGGCCGCAGUGUUACUCAACAUUGACCCGGCUGAGAAGGUCAAGUCCCGGAUUGCAGCAAUUCAGUCUGGCAAUGACCUCAAAAAUGCCGCCAUCACUCGGACUGAUGGCACAACUUCAUCACUCAUUCCUCUUGAUGUCUCUCAAUCUGAUUGUGAUGCUGCUGCCACCGCGAUUCAACAGCUGGUCAAGGUUGCAAGUACUCUUCCCUCUGAUGGAAGCCCUCAUUCAUCUUCCUUUGCGAACGGCGCCAGUGUACAGCCGGCAGCACUAGCACAGAUCUUGAACUUGCAAACACCUCCGCACCAGCCUGAUGCUCGUAUCUCCAUAAUCGAUGCUGUGGUCGCUUCUUCCAAGAACAUCUUUGUCCAAGCUGUGUCCAAGAACUUCGUUAUUCGCGCUGCCAAGGGCGUCUAUGAAGUCCUUGUUUACGUUGGGGAUGCCAUCUACCGUACUGUGCUUGAUUGCGUCUCCGUAGUAUCAUAUGCAGUAGAAUGGGUCUUUACGAAGCUCAAAGUCACCUUUGAUGACCUCAAAGCUUUCCUCGGCUUUGUUUUCAACUGGGCCGAUAUUGUACGCACUCAUAAGGUCAUCAAGAAUGUUGCAACCAAGUAUGCACUCUAUGGUGUCUCACAGAUUGGGGCCGAUAUUCCUGAUCUCCAAGACACUGCAGGUCAAAGCAACAGCAAGGCUUCGGGCACUCUAGGUUCCAGCGAGCCUCAGAACUACUACGCCCAAGAUGAGGCCAAGUCGAAUAUCAGCAUUGCGAAGACCACCGCCACCUCGGUUGAAAUUGCAGGUGGUAGCGACUGGGCUAGUGUUCUCGAAGAGCUGAAAGGAAUAGCUACGGCCGAGAAAGAUAUCGUUAAAAAGAGCCUUGAUCAGAUAAACACCCAGAUCAUUGAUCCAUUUAGCGGCUUAACUCCUCUUGAGAUUGCCAAGAGGCUGAUAGCCAUCAUUGGCAAAAAAGGAUUGGAGACGGCCAAGAAUAUCGUCGUCAAAGCAUUGGGCAUUGUGAAAGACCUCACGAGUGCAGUCAUCAAGGAGUUGAACAAGCCAAUUUCGAUUACCGUCAUAUCUGGGCUAUACAAGUCAAUUGCAGGCGAGGACAGUUCCGGCGACUCUGAUUUACAAAGUGUCACCGGAAACACCCCAUUCCCUAACAACGCCUCCACAGACGCCAUUAUCGAGGCUUCCGAUUUCGCGUCGCUUCGGAAAAUCAGGCUCGGCAACACCAGCGUCUACAAGAACUUCACUAUUAUGGCCGAGUUUGCAGCCAUGGCAGGACUUGGCUUUAGCGUUAUAACCAACGAUGUGAAGAUGCCGUUGAUGGCAGAAGGAAAGCCGCAAAAGGUCCCUGAUAUCAUUAAGCAAGUCAGCAUUCCGAUAAAGCUUAUGGUUCUCAUGCCCAGCUUCAUCCAGCCACGAUCAGAUCAUGACUCCUGGGAGAUCCAGAUGGAUGGUGAGAUGACUGAUCUUGCCUUCUUGAAGGGUUUUCUUGACGCGACAUCGGUUGGAGAGCAGGAGCUAUACGGGAUAGUGUCUCCGUACAUUGACUAUUCUAUCAGCGCUCUAUGGGUCAUUCCAUUCAUUCCAUCUAUUGGAAAGAUGGUCGCCAAUCAUCAGAAGACGAGCUCGUAUCUGUCGUUUACCACUCGCCUUGCCUACGAUGUUGCUGUUAUGACUGGACCUGUUGUCUGGAACCCUGACUUGGAUCCUGAGACCAAGUUGAUUGUUUUGGCUGUAAGCAAUGGCAUUAUCAUUGUAACUGCUGGUAUCAGUGUUGCGACAGGUGGGCUUCUCGAGAACGAUGGCUAG
Messenger RNA from Colletotrichum godetiae, 2721 nucleotides. RefSeq lists its product as uncharacterized. Bases 1 to 2721 code for a protein of 906 amino acids. The record is from RefSeq and is a predicted model, not a curated record. Lineage: Eukaryota; Fungi; Ascomycota; Sordariomycetes; Glomerellales; Glomerellaceae. The transcript is spliced from 9 exons.